Messenger RNA from Pimephales promelas (fathead minnow), 3546 nucleotides. It is a transcript of the gene kcng1, whose product is annotated as potassium voltage-gated channel, subfamily G, member 1. Gene Ontology annotation, cellular component: membrane; voltage-gated potassium channel complex. NCBI's taxonomy places the organism in Eukaryota, Metazoa, Chordata, Actinopteri, Cypriniformes, Leuciscidae. Gene Ontology annotation, biological process: action potential; protein homooligomerization; potassium ion transmembrane transport. The record is from RefSeq and is a predicted model, not a curated record. Gene Ontology annotation, molecular function: delayed rectifier potassium channel activity.
UUGAUGUGUGUGUAAAGAGGGAGGGAGCUGAAGCCUGUUGCUCAUAUCAUCAAAUGUGCCGCCAGCACUCCAGAAGCUCCAGAGCCUGUUGAGGGAUCAGAUAGAGUUGCAUUUUUCCUUCUUCGUUUUUAGUAAAAGAGAAAGAAUCUUUCAUUCCUAGACAGCAUGAACACUCCCAACUACAGAUGAACUACGAUGAAAUAAAUACAGUUUCGAAGGACACGACGACGGGAUGUUCAUUUUGGGGAGCACUGUUCUCUGAAAGCAGAGGGUUGAGAUCUUCAGAGUUCAGUUUUCUACAUGAUGAAGAAGAAAGAAACUCAUACAGGGUUGGAACAACACGAGGGGCAGUGUUUGAGAGGAAGCGCUGGACCACAGGCAUGUGACGGCCGCUGAGGUGGAGGUGUCGGGUGAAAGAUGACUUUACUUGCGGGCGAUGGUUCGGAUUACGACUACAGCGCUUUAAGCUGCACCUCGGACACCUCUCUGAACGCUCCCCCCAUCCAGGAGCGAGAGGCUCUAAAGGGGGUUUACUAUAAACGAGCGCAACGACUGCCCCCGACUGACCCCAACACCCCCGACGCGCCCCGUCCCGACGACGCCUGUGGCCAGCGCCUGCAUGUCAUCAUUAACGUGGGCGGCCUCCGGUACCAGCUUCCCUGGACCACGCUGGAGGACUUCCCGCUCUCGCGUCUGGGACAGUUACGCCUGUGCAGCAGCUUCGACGAGAUCAUGCGUGUGUGCGACGACUACGACGUGGUCCACAACGAGUUCUUCUUCGACCGAAGCCCCUGCGCCUUCAGGACCAUCCUCACGUUCCUGCGCGCCGGGAAGCUGCGCUCUCUGCGGGAGAUGUGCGCCCUGUCCUUCCAGGAGGAGCUGCUCUACUGGGGCGUCCCGCAGGAAAGCCUGGAGUGGUGCUGCCGGCGACGCCUCCUGCAGCGCGUGGAGGAGUGCGACGAGCUCGAGCGGGACGAGGAGGAUGACGACGACGAGGACGAUAGCGGGAGCGGAUUGGCCGGGGAGACUCGUCUCGGACGCUGCAUGGAUAAUCUAAGAGACAUGGUGGAGAAGCCUCACUCCGGCCUGCCCGGGAAGAUCUUCGCCUGUCUGUCGGUCCUGUUCGUCACCAUUACAGCCAUCAACCUGUCCAUCAGCACCAUGCCUGCGAUGAGAGAGGAGGAGGAGAGUGGGAAAUGCUCUCAGAUGUGUUACAACAUCUUCAUAGUGGAGACGGUGUGUGUGGCCUGGUUCUCGUUGGAGUUCACGCUGCGCUUCAUCCAAGACCGCAGCAAGUUGGCCUUCCUCCGGCGCCCGCUCAACCUGAUCGACGUCAUAGCCAUCCUGCCCUACUACAUCACGCUGGUGGUGGACAGCACCUCCACGGGGGAGAAGCGCUUGGGCUCAGGCAACAGUUACCUGGACAAAGUGGGCCUCGUGCUGCGGGUCCUGCGCGCGUUACGCAUCCUCUACGUGAUGCGCCUGGCGCGCCACUCGCUCGGACUCCAGACGCUCGGGCUGACGGCGCGCAGGUGCACGCGAGAGUUCGGCCUGCUCCUCCUCUUCCUCUGCGUCGCCAUAGCGCUCUUCUCCCCGCUCCUCUACCUGAUCGAGAACGAGGCGGCGGCCACGCGAGAGUUCAGUAGCAUUCCCGCCACGUACUGGUGGGCCGUGAUCACGAUGACCACGGUGGGUUACGGGGACAUGGUGCCGCGCAGCAUCCCAGGACAGGUGGUGGCGCUCAGCAGCAUCCUCAGCGGGAUCCUGCUCAUGGCGUUCCCCGUCACCUCCAUCUUCCACACGUUCUCGCGCUCCUACGUGGAGCUCAAACAGGAGCAGCAGCGGCUGCUUCAGCGCAGGACUCACUUCCUCCUGCGCAGUCGCAUCGCGGGACUCGGCAGCAACCUGUCGGUGGAGAGCGACGUGCUCUUCCCAAGCGUCUCGUCUAACCACAGAGACAAAGAGGAGUAAAAGUGCAGGACUUAAGUGGAAUUAAACGCUUUUUUUUUGAUAUCUUGAGUGUUGUUUUACAUAUUAUCCAUUAACAAUCCAUUAAGGGAACGUUCCAGCAGAAUUGACUUCCAAGUUAAACAUAUCUAAACCGUUCUGACCUCGCUAUUCAAGGUGGGUUUAUUUGAAAAUGAAUGACUCGAUCCUAAAGGAAUAGGUCACCUCCACAAAAAAAAAAAAAUCUAUACUGUCAUCAUUUAUUCACCUCCAUGGCACCCCAAAGCUUCUUCUGCGAAAUUUGAAAUAAUACGCUAGUUGUCCUCCCCAUUCAAUUACGUCGAACCUUCAUGUCUUUCACAAUUUUAUGUCAAGUCACCCAUUAUUUAUAUAGCGCUUUAUACAAUACCGAUUGUUUUAAAUAAGCUUUACUGGGAUAAACAGGAAAAUAAUUAUGCAAACAGAAUUAAAAUCUGCUAAAGAGCAGUUUUGGAUUCAGUUCAGUAGUCGGUGUAAAGUUUAUAGAAAUAUGGAAUGAGUUCAAUUUAGGUAGAAAGCAAUCUCACUGUAAAAAACAGUAAACUACUGGCAGCUGUGGUUGCCAGCAUCAUACCGUAAAAAUACGGUGUGUUACUGUUUUUGAAAUUAACGGCUAAAUACCGUAUUGUCAUGUUUUCAUAUGAUAUAGUCAUAUCAACCACUUUUAUUAUGCUUUUUGUCAUUUUCCAGCUUGACAGGUCCAGUUCUCAUUCACUUACAUUAUAUUAAAAAGAGUAGACAGGACAGGCAAUGGAAGGGAAAGAAACGCCUGCAGGUUUGAAAUGACAUGAGGGUUAAAAAAAAAAAGGACAGAAUUUUUAUUAUUAUCAUUAUUAUUAUUUUUGGUCGGGUUAACGAUCCCUUUCAGAAGCGAAACUGAACUUGUCUGUUCAAAUUCAUCAAGCUCCAGCUAUUUUAUUUUCUUCUUCUUGUUGUUCAGGCUGCUUUUCAAAAUCUUUCUGCCUAAAGAUGUGGUCAGCAUGAUAUUUACGUCCUCUAUUGGUCGAACUUGUUUUCACUAUGAAUUCACACCAAAUUUCAAUACACAGCGAAAAGGCAAAACGUCUACACAUAUUCUUGUGAUCCCGGGCGGUCUCCCACAAUUGCAUGCAUAUGAAUACAAGUGAAUGCAAAAACAAUUAAGUUCUAGUCUAAUCGCACCUUGAGAACAUGAAAUGAUUUUGUAAGACGGCUUAUUUUACAUGUUGUCCAUUAACACCCCACCCCACUCUGUUGAAUCGGCACAUUUAUUUUCAAGCCUUUAGUGCUGCAUGAAUAUAUUCCCUUUGUGCAUAUUUAAUUCUAACAUACAUUAAACACAUCAAACACUAACACAUCACAUGAUAUGUAAACAGCAGGUUUGUGUUCAGUUUCGAGCUGCAAUGUUUGAUUCAGAUUCCACUCCGUACAAUUCUUUACCACGAUUUACAAUCUGUAAUGUUGAUUGCUCAGAGCUCAUCAGUCAGGAACAUCUCCCUAUUUCUCACAUACUGUUUUUUUUUAAUAAGAAUAUUAAUAAUAACACAUAACAUGAAUAAACCUGAUUUAAUUUUAAUGCAA